AAUCUUCGAUUUAAAAAACCGCCCGACUGCUUCUACUACUUCCGAGUCCUUCGAGUCCUCUUAUUCCAAGUAAGUCUCUUUCUUUCUUCUUCCUCGAGUCAUGUCUGACCACGAAGACAGCCAGAACCCUUCCGCCCAUUCUUACGGUUCUGGUGACCGGGCUCAGACCUCCGGUUCCUCUUCUUCUUCAUCCUCUGAUUCUGAGCGCCCGGCUACUUCUCCACAGAAGAAGCCGGUUGAUGCUUCCACUUGUGCUCCUUCUUCUUCCGUGGCGCAAGUGAUCUCGGUUGCCCAACCUGGGGAUGAGGGCUUCGUUCUGCUGAACGACCGGUUGCUUCAAACGCAAUCAUCGGUCAUGCAGAAGGCCCAUGUCCACGAGGUGCGCAACCUGAUGCCGGACGGGUACCAAUUAACUUACCGGGCAACGUGGAAGAGCAUUAUUCCUCUCCACGCCGGUACGUCGAUUGGUAUCCAUUACCACUCAAUCAAGAACCUGGGCGAAUUCUCCAUUCACCUAUUCAAAGUCCUUUUCCUUGAAACAUACGGUAUCAUGCCCGGGCAGCUGGCCCCUAAUGGUCACCGUUUGUUGGGCAGCUUCAUCAAUGUCUGUCGGUUCCUUCGUAUUCCUCCUUCCCUCCGUCUCUUUGACCACAUGUUCGAUGUCCGGCCCGGGUCCAAGGAGACCCUUGGAUUCGUGGUGGUGUCUUCUCACCAAGGUCGGGCAUUUCUCUGUGGCCUUCCUCCCUCCAACAAGAGGUGGAAGGACAAAUACAUCUGCAUCAAAUUCCCCCCGGCUGCCUUUCCUUUUUCCCAAAACGUCUGGGGGAAAAGAAUGAAGCACCAGGUCAAACCAACAGAGGCCGAUGACCUGGUUGCCUGGGAAACCACUCUCCGGGCCGGGGAUGCCUCCACCCGCGGUCUUUACCAUGUCGGGAAGUGGAGCGUCUACCCCGGCCGGGAGACUGACCCUGAGCCGGAGAUUGUCCUGACUGGGGUGAUCCCCGAAGCCAUCCCCAUCAGCCGGGCGAAGGGAUCCAAAGCCCUGGCCACAGCCACCGCCGGUCCUUCACGCCCGGAGAAGAAGAAGGAGGAGAAAGUGGUGAAGUUCCAGUCGAAAUUUGUCAUCCCCCAGAUCGUGGUUGAGGACCCCUCCACUGCUCGGCCACUCAACCCCCCAACCAGCCAGCCUCUCUCUCUGGAGGAGCAGCCGGCCCAAUCCCACCAAGGGACCAGCCAGCCCAUACAUUCGGGGGAGCUCUACAUCAAUGUAGAUACCCUGGAGUUCGAUAACAUGAUGGGGGAAACCGGCCAUGCCUCUCAACCCCAUGAGGAUGAUGGCGAAGAAGAGGCUGCUGGAGAGUCCCUUCAGCGGAAGAGGCGGAAGACCGAGGAGGUCAACCAGCCAUCUCAUCAGGGGCCCCAGUCCUCCGACGCUGGCAAGGGACCCAUCGUGCCUCGAUCUGUGGCACUGAUGUCCCGGUCGGACGAAGAACUUUUCCAAGCUUUUCGUGCUGACCUGAGUGAGGUCGGCCGGAUCGGUGAAGAGUACUUUGCCCGGCUGGUGAAGUCAAAAGAUGAGGAGAAGGCCCGGAUGGAGGCCAUGCUGGUCGAAUGCAGGAAGGAUGCCCAGGCUGCCCGCGCCCAUGCGGAGAAGAUGGAGGCCAAAUGGGUAGAGCACUGCGCGGUCUACCGCCAACUCUACGCCAAGCACGACGGACUUCUAAAGGUCGCGAAAGAUGCUGAUGACCAAGCCCAGGCCAAGAUCCAGCUCCUGGAGGCUGAAAAUGCUCGGUCGGCUGAGGAGAUCGCCCGACUUGGAGAUGAGCUGGAAAAAGAGCGCUCAGAAAGGGCUUCUCUGGCUGCGGCAUGGGCUGUUCAGGCGCCUGAGGAGUUUACUGCCCAAGCGCUUCCUGACCGGGAGACCGCCAUCCACUUCUUCCAAGGCCUGUACAAGCACAAGGUGUCGGCCGGGAUCGUGGAUGAGAUCGGCACCUUUGGUUACGAGAGCGGUCAGUACACGGAGCGGCGGGCCCUCUAUGGCAUCCUUGAGCAGCGAAUCCAAGGAUUUCGUCCCAAGGCUCUAUCUCUGCCCGAUCUGCACGACGAGGAACCGGUCCCUCCAUUCCCGGGAAUCUGACUCCCCUGGCCUUAUCUUUUAUUAUAUAUUUUUUUUACUUCCCGUGUAAUGAUCUGCCUCCGGGCACUUUUGUAAGACACUUAAAUAUUAUUGCAAGUGUUUUUCUCCUAUAUUCUCUUCAACUUAAGAUUUUUAACCGUUUAGAUUAGUAAAUACAGCCCGGCCGCAUUUACCCGGUUUAAAAUACAAAUUUUACCCAAGGCUUUUCGAAAGGCUGGGUGGUCGACUGGGAAGACUUUGAGUUUCAUUAAUUUUCUUCCCGUCGGUUAAUAACCUGCAAUGGCAUAU
Messenger RNA from Cuscuta campestris, 2425 nucleotides. The record is from the annotation of a GenBank genome assembly. Lineage: Eukaryota; Viridiplantae; Streptophyta; Magnoliopsida; Solanales; Convolvulaceae.